Messenger RNA from Harpia harpyja (harpy eagle), 1643 nucleotides. RefSeq names its product KN motif and ankyrin repeat domains 2 (gene KANK2). Gene Ontology annotation, biological process: negative regulation of actin filament polymerization. The coding region runs from base 100 to 1437 and encodes 445 amino acids. The transcript is spliced from 6 exons. The record is from RefSeq and is a predicted model, not a curated record. Gene Ontology annotation, cellular component: cytoskeleton; cytoplasm. Lineage: Eukaryota; Metazoa; Chordata; Aves; Accipitriformes; Accipitridae.
CAGGCGAGGCGUGGGCAGGGCGUGGCCGAAGGGGGCGUGGUCUGCGCGGGGCGUGGCCGGGAGCGGGAGCGGGAGCCGAGCAGGAGGUUCGGGGGUGCCAUGGCGCAGGUCCUGCGUGCCGAAGCCUUCCCAGGGCGCCGGUCGGGGCCCCCCCCCGGGGCGGGGGACGCGCCGUACUCGCUGGAGACGGCCUACGGCUACCGGCUGGACCUGGGCUUCCUGGGCUACGUGGAGGCCAUCGAGAAGGGGCUGACGCUGCGGCGCGUGCCGGUGGGCCGCCGGCCUCACCGCGCUUCCUGGGCCGCCUCCGCCGAGACCCUCGGCCCCCCGGCGGCCCCGGACCCCCGGGUGGAACGGACGCUGCGGGGGGCCCGGCGGCGCCUGGAGGAGGAGGGGGUGCCGGCGAGGGUCUCGCCGGCGGCGGGGGUCCCGGCGACGGUGGGCUCGCCGGGAGCCGCGCCGCUGCGGCUGGUGCGGGAGCAGAUGGCGGCGGCGCUGGGGCGGCUGCGGGAGCUGGAGGAGCAGGUCCGGGCGCUGCCGGCGUUGCGCCGGCGCCUGGAGCGGCUGCAGGAGGAGAAGCGGCAGCUCCUUGACCGGCUCCGCCGUGACGGCGGCUGCCGGUGCGGGUGCGGGUGCGGGUGCGGCGGCUCCGUCGACGGCAACGGGGACCCCGGCGGCUUCGGCGACGACGGCUCCGGCAUCGGCGUCGGCACCGACGUUGGCUCCGACGAUGGCACCGGCACCGGCACCAGCAGCGGCGCCGGCUCUAGCGUCAUCGGCUCCGUCACCGGCACCAGCAUCAGCUCCGGCAUCGGCUCCAGCAACGGUACCAGCAGCAGCGUCGGCUCCAGCACCGACACCGGCAGCUGCUCUGGCACCGCCGUCCCCAUUGCCAACGCCAGCAUCAGCACCAACAUCGCCUCUGGCUCCACCGGCUCCGGCAUCAGCUCCGGCAUCAGCUCCGGCAACGCCAGCAACUUCGGCUCCAUCACCGGCACCACCGUCCCCAUGUCCACCUCCGGCAUCGGCUCCGGCAUCGCCACCGGCUCCGGCACCACCGUCCCCGUCCCCAUUGCGACCGCGGGGCCGCGGGGCCGGCGGUCGGUGGGGGUGGGCACGGAGGGCUCGGGGGUGCCGGGGGGUGCCGGGGGGCUGCCGGGGCGGGUGGCGGUGCUGGAGCGGCAGCUGCGGCGGGCGCUGGGGGAGCUGCGGGAGGCCCGGGCCCGCCUGGCCCAGCGCCAGCCGCAGCCGGGGGACGAGGAGCAGCAGGAGGAGGAGGAGGAGGAGGAGGAAAGGGAUGAAGGGCACGGCCGCCCCCGCGGGGGGGGCAGCGGCAGGCCGGGCUCCAGCUCCUCGGACGAGAGCGAGUACCACGAGGCCGUGGAGGGGCCCCCCCCACGGGACCCCCCCAACCCGGCCGCCCCCAGGCCCCGCUAGCCCUCGACCCGCCGGGACCCUGCCGUGACGCCGCGUCUCCCCGUGACGUCGUGCGACGCCGCGUGAUGUCGUAUGACGCCGCGUGACACCGCCCUGCAGCCGGACCCUCGUUAGCCCCUCGCUUCGUUCUCUCCCCUCCGUGUUCCCCCCUCUCCGUGUUCUGUCCCCCCCCAAUAAAGCCGCCUCCGACCACCGCGACCCACGGC